UUUUCAUCUGGGGUUUGGUUAUUCAUGGUGGAAUCACACUGACCCUACGCCCGUGUUGUUUGUUUGAUACGGGUUAGAUCUAGGUUAUCCAUAUUUUUUGCUAAUGUUAGUGGAUCUGAUCAAUGCCGUUUGUCUCCUCGGAUCUAGGGCUUGAAUUGGGUCGCAAACGCUCCUUUUCUUCCUUCCUUUCGUUCUUUCUUUCUUUCUUUUCUGAUGAAAUGCAAGAAUAGGACAAUUCUCUGCGAUCCUCUCAUCCCCUUGUUGAGAAUUUAAGGGUGAGUUCUGAGUCUUCUGACUCUACUCAACUAAGCCAAGUAGGUGUAUUAAGUUGGCUUUAGUCUGGGUUUUCUUGGUUUUUCGGGGUGCGGAAAAGUUUGGCAGCCUUUUAAAUUCAAAUUUUAUUUUAUUUUUCUGACAAUUUCGCAGAGGAAUCGGUGUUCUUGGGUGUCUUUUGAUGUUUACUAUCAAAUGAAUGUGCGGUUUGUUCAAAUGUAUGCUUGAUCUGCUGGGGACUGGUUGCAGGGUCCUUAUGUGUACUACCUCUACAGUCAAUAUGGUUAUGGGAAGGGGGACAUUGGGCAACUGUUUAUUGCUGGUUUUGGGUCCUCUAUGUUGUUUGGGACAAUUGUUGGGUCUCUGGCUGAUAAACAGGGUCGGAAGAGGGCAUGCGUUACUUACUGCAUAACUUAUAUACUGAGCUGCAUCACCAAGCAUUCUCCUCAGUACAAAAUUUUAAUGUUGGGACGUAUAUUGGGAGGAAUUGCUACUUCUCUGCUUUUUUCAGCCUUUGAAUCAUGGCUAGUUGCAGAACACAACAAGAGGGGUUUUGAACAACAGUGGCUGUCACUUACAUUCUCUAAGGCAAUAUUUCUUGGCAAUGGUCUAAUUGCCAUUCUGUCUGGAUUGUUUGGAAAUGUACUAGUUGAUACUCUAGGCCUUGGUCCUGUUGCUCCAUUUGAUGCUGCUGCAUGCUUUCUUGCAAUCGGUAUGGCAAUCAUAUUAUCAUCAUGGACUGAAAAUUAUGGAGAUCCUUCAGAAAGCAAGGACUUGCUUACGCAAUUUAAGGGUGCUGCUGUAGCUAUUGCAUCUGAUGAGAAAAUAGCAUUGCUGGGUGCAAUACAGUCUCUAUUUGAAGGUUCAAUGUACACAUUUGUGUUCCUUUGGACUCCUGCUUUGAGUCCGAAUGAAGAGGAAAUUCCACAUGGUUUCAUCUUUGCAACUUUCAUGUUGGCUUCAAUGUUGGGAAGCUCAAUUGCAUCUCGACUGAUGGCCCGCUCAUCAACAAGAGUUGAAAGCUACAUGCAAAUUGUGUUUACAAUCUCAUCUGCCUCUCUCCUGCUUCCCACUGUAAUAAAUUUCCUGGUAGCACCUUCUGAUGUGAAAGGUGGAAGCAUUUCAUUCAAAGGGUGUAUCCAGCUUCUUGGCUUCUGCACAUUUGAAGCAUGUGUGGGGAUAUUCUGGCCUUCCAUCAUGAAGAUGAGAUCCCAAUACAUUCCAGAGGAGGCACGGAGCACUAUCAUGAACUUCUUCCGCAUUCCUCUCAAUAUCUUUGUGUGCAUUGUGCUGUACAAUGUUAAUGCAUUUCCAAUCACUGUCAUGUUUGGCAUGUGCUCGAUUUUCCUCUUUGUGGCAACACUGUUGCAAAGGAGGCUCAUGAUGAUUUCAGAGAGCCAAAGAUCGAGGCCACAAGAUUGGAAGGAGAGGGACACAGAGGCAGAAUCAUUAAAUAUCUGAUUGAAGUGGGACUACCUUUUUCUUGUUAUUUACUGUUGAAGCUGCAUUUAGCUUUGCUGUUGGCCAUCAUAGUAUGGAAUUAUUCCUAAUUGUUGAGCCUAUCGAGUAUCACAAAGGGGCACUGACUGUUGGGCUUGACAUAACAGAAAUGAUUUUUGGGGAGGAGACGAAUUCUGUACCUCUUUUUAAAUAGUGUUUUCUGAAAUGGUUGCUGUAUAAAUACUGGUUAUAUAUCCCUAAGAUGUUAAUGUUAGGAAGUUCAAAGUUUUUUGUCA
Molecule: messenger RNA, 2009 nt
Organism: Vitis riparia (riverbank grape)
Lineage: Eukaryota; Viridiplantae; Streptophyta; Magnoliopsida; Vitales; Vitaceae
Product: molybdate-anion transporter-like
Exons: 8
Coding region: 610-1734 (374 amino acids)
Biological process (GO): molybdate ion transport
Cellular component (GO): membrane
Molecular function (GO): molybdate ion transmembrane transporter activity
Source: RefSeq, a predicted model, not a curated record